CUGUUACACUGCAUCAUGGAAAGGAAGAUUGCACUGAAGUAUGACCCACAAGUAGAAGAUGAUCUACGCAACUGGAUAGAAGAGGUUACAGGGCUGAGCAUUGGUGCCAACUUUCAGUUGGGAUUAAAGGAUGGUAUAAUUCUAUGCGAACUUAUAAAUAAAUUGCAGCCAGGAUCAGUGAAGAAAAUCAAUCAAUCUAAACUAAAUUGGCAUCAGCUGGAGAACAUUGGGAAUUUUAUAAAGGCCAUCCAAGUUUAUGGUAUGAAGCCACAUGAUAUUUUUGAAGCAAAUGAUCUUUUUGAAAAUGGGAACAUGACUCAAGUACAGACAACACUGGUCGCACUAGCAGGUCUGGCAAAAACCAAAGGAUUCCACACUACAAUUGAUAUUGGCGUCAAAUAUGCAGAAAAGCAAGCAAGGAGCUUUGACGCAGGAAAACUAAAGGCUGGUCAAAGUGUAAUUGGCCUACAGAUGGGAACCAAUAAAUGUGCCAGCCAGGCAGGUAUGACUGCUUAUGGGACUCGAAGACAUCUCUAUGAUCCAAAAAUGCAAACUGAUAAACCAUUUGACCAGACGACAAUUAGCCUACAGAUGGGAACUAACAAAGGGGCCAGUCAGGCUGGAAUGCUGGCACCAGGGACCAGAAGAGACAUUUAUGAUCAGAAGCAUAUAUUACAACCUGUGGACAACUCUACUAUUUCACUACAAAUGGGCACCAACAAAGUGGCUUCCCAGAAGGGGAUGAGUGUGUAUGGGCUUGGACGACAAGUGUAUGACCCCAAAUAUUGUGCUGCGCCAACAGAACCAGUAAUUCAUAAUGGAAGCCAAGGAACAGGAACUAAUGGGUCAGAAAUCAGCGAUAGUGAUUAUCAGGCAGAAUACCCAGAUGACUAUCAUGGAGAGUACCAAGAUGACUAUCAAAGAGAUUACCAUGGUCAGUACAGUGACCAAGGCAUUGAUUACUAGAUUUGCAUCAAAAGCUCAAUAUUAGUCCAUUAUUUUAUUCAGUAAAAAACGAAACUAGCCUUGUGGAAUUGUUACCCAUCUUCCCUACGCACUAUACUUAAUGUACCUAAAAAAAUAUUGCCUUACAUACAUUCCUUUUUCCGCCCUUUCCCUCUCUAGUUGCCUUUAGUGCUGUAACAGUUGUAGUCUACAGCAUAACCAAUAACUGCAUAUGAAGUAAAAAGGAAUACUGUGAAAGGGGGAGUGCUUUUGUACAGCCAGUCUUUUAAUUAAGAACUAUGCAUUUUCAGUCUUCUUACUGAAUAGGCAUUUUACAUACCACAUCAAAGCCUUGUUGUUUUUGUUUUGUUUUUUUACUUAUUUACUGCUUACCAGGUUUCUGCAUGAAAGACAAAGGACUUCCAUGCUUAAAGUUAAUAUGGUCUCUGCCAACUACAUCUAAGAUGCAGCAUUAGUGAUCUAAAAAUCAUUACUUUGUUUCUACAGUAUUGUUUGGUAAUGUUUAAAGUCAUACAUUAGAUACAGUAAAUGUGCAUUUGUGACUAAGUGUAUUCAUUCCAUUAUCUAAACUGACCAGACUCCUAGAAAUAGUUGUCUUACUAAAAAGGGAGCUUGUACAGAGUCUUGAGCCAACAAAGAACCCAUGUUUUGGUGCAUUUACUUUUUAUUGUGCCAUAAUGUAUCCAUGUAGAAAUGCUUUUUUUUCUUUCUUGAACUGUAUUUAUUGCCACACUUCUCAACUGAUCCCAUUGUAUUUUUAUAAAUAAAUAUUUUUUCUUGAAGGUA
Molecule: messenger RNA, 1752 nt
Organism: Alligator sinensis (Chinese alligator)
Lineage: Eukaryota; Metazoa; Chordata; Crocodylia; Alligatoridae
Gene: CNN3
Product: calponin 3
Exons: 7
Coding region: 16-966 (316 amino acids)
Biological process (GO): actomyosin structure organization
Molecular function (GO): actin binding
Source: RefSeq, a predicted model, not a curated record